GAAGACUGGUCAUCGUUCGUAGUCAGUAUAUUCUCCAGCGCAGUGUUCUCUUACCCAGAGCCCCUCCGUGUUAUUCCUGCCUUCGUUGUUUCCCCUCAAAAAACCUAUAAGGCAUGGAAGUAUUUUGAACCGAGAGUCACCAGCUGAUAAGAAGCAGAGAGUUGAGCGCAGUGCAUCACAUGAUUUUGACCCCACAGAUAGCUCCUCCAAGAAGACAAAGUCUAGUUCAGAGGAGAGUAGAUCCGAGAUCUAUGGUCUUGUUCAGCGCUGUGUGAUCAUCCAGAAGGGUGACAAUGGAUUUGGGCUGACGGUCAGUGGAGACAACCCAGUCUUCGUACAGUCUGUCAAAGAAGAUGGAGCAGCCAUGCGGGCUGGAGUACAGACAGGUGAUCGAAUCAUCAAGGUGAAUGGGACUCUGGUGACCCAUUCAAACCAUUUGGAGGUGGUCAAGUUAAUCAAAUCUGGUUCCUAUGUAGCUCUCACUGUUCAGGGACGCCCCCCGGGGAUGCCCCAGAUCCCACUUGCUGAUUCUGAAGGAGAGCCGCCAGUCACUGGACACAUGUCUCCUAUCAUGACAUCUCCUCACUCACCGGGAGCAUCUGGGAAUAUGGAGAGAAUUACUAGUCCUGUGCUCAUGGGGGAGGAAAACAAUGUGGUUCAUAACCAGAAAGUAGAAAUUCUGAGAAAAAUGUUACAGAAAGAACAGGAACGGCUGCAGUUGUUGCAGGAAGAUUACAAUCGAGCACCUACCCCAAAGUUGCUAAAAGAGAUCCAAGAGGCCAAGAAACUCCUCCCUCAGCUGCAGGAGCAGCUCUCCAAAGCCGCAGGCCCCGCGCAGGACGGAGCUGUACUUACAUCCUCGAAGCCUUGCAGUGACACACACGCAGUCAUUGAGGUGGAAGCAGACCCUGGUGACGGACUAGGCAGAGUUGACUGUAGCAGCGGAGAUGCAUCGUGGCCCAGCAGUGACAAUGCAGAGAGUCCUAAGAGCGGCCUGAAAGAGAGGGUUUAUCUAGAGGAAAACAUGGAGAAAAAUGAAGUAAUUCAGGACACUGACACUCAGUCACUUAUUGGGAGCCCCGCAACCCGCACAGCACCUCACAUUAUUGGAGCAGAGGAUGAUGAUUUUGGUACUGAACAUGAACAGAUCAAUGGGCAGUGCAGCUGCUUCCAGAGCAUCGAACUGCUGAAAUCGCGCCCUGCUCACUUGGCUGUGUUUUUACACCAUGUAGUUUCACAGUUUGACCCUGCGACAUUGCUCUGUUAUCUCUAUUCAGACCUUUAUAAACAAACCAAUUCCAAGGAGACUCGUCGAAUCUUCCUUGAGUUUCAUCAGUUCUUCCUGGAUCGAUCUGCACACUUGAAAGUUUCUGUUCCUGAUGAAAUAUCAGUAGAUCUAGAAAAAAGAAGACCUGAGCUUAUUCCUGAGGAUCUCCAUCGCCACUAUAUCCACACUAUGCAGGAACGGGUGCACCCUGAGAUUCAGAGGCACUUGGAGGAUUUCCGGCAGAAAAGGAGCAUGGGGCUGACCUUGGCUGAAAGUGAACUGACCAAACUUGACGUCGAGAGAGACAAGGACCGGGUCACCUUGGAGAAGGAGCGGGCAUGCGCAGAGCAGAUUGUGGCCAAAAUUGAAGAAGUGUUGGUGACUGCUCAGGCUAUAGAAGAAGAUAAGAGUUCAACAAUGCAGUAUGUUAUUUUCAUGUACAUGAAGCAUUUGGGAGUAAAAGUGAAAGAGCCUCGGAAUUUGGAGCAUAAGCGGGGUCGGAUUGGGUUCCUCCCGAAAAUCAAGCAAAGUAUGAAGAAAGAGAAGGAAGGCGAAGAAAAGGGGAAGCGAAGGGGAUUCUCCAGCAUCCUGGGGCCCCCACGGAGGCCCAGCCGUCCUGACAACAGUGCAAUUGGCAGAGCCAUGGAGCUGCAGAAGCCGCGUCACCCUAAGCACUCACCCCCACCCCCACCUGUGAGUCCCGAGCCCCAGGAUGCUGCUAAGUCGCGCCAGAGCGGGCCAGCAAGUGACGGAGCCGACGCUGGGUGCCUGCCUGCCGGCUCCGUGUCCUCGGUGGCUUCAGUGGCCACUCUCUCCCAGGACGGAGGGAAAGAGAAUGAUAUGGGAUCAAAGCCAGUUGCAGAAUCCCCAGCAUCUGCAGACCUUGUAGACGCCCCCCCUCGUGCUUCCAGUGCUGCCCUGGAGUUUCUGCCUCCUCCACUGGACCAGGUGCAAGAGGAGGAAUGGGAAGUAGAAAGGAUGACUGAACAUGGGACACCAAAGCCCUUUCGAAAGGUAGACAGCAUCGCUUUUGGAGAAAGUCAAAGUGAGGACGAGCAGUUUGACAAUGACUUGGAAACUGACCCACCCAGCUGGCAGCAGCUCGUUAGCCGAGAGGUGUUGCUGGGACUGAAGCCCUGUGAGAUCAAAAGGCAGGAAGUGAUUAAUGAAUUAUUUUACACUGAAAGAGCUCAUGUUCGAACACUAAAGGUUCUUGAUCAAGUGUUCUACCAGCGAGUAUGCAGAGAAGGAAUUCUGUCACCUUCAGAACUAAGGAAAAUUUUUUCAAACUUGGAGGAUAUUCUUCAACUUCACAUUGGGUUGAAUGAGCAAAUGAAGACUGUUCGAAAGAGGAAUGAGACCUCUGUUAUUGAUCAAAUUGGGGAAGAUUUGCUGACCUGGUUCAGUGGGCCCGGGGAGGAGAAGCUGAAGCACGCUGCCGCCACCUUCUGCAGCAACCAGCCCUUUGCCUUGGAAAUGAUCAAAUCUCGUCAGAAAAAGGACUCUCGGUUCCAGACGUUUGUGCAGGACGCUGAGAGUAACCCACUGUGCCGGCGCCUGCAGCUGAAGGACAUCAUUCCCACCCAGAUGCAGAGGCUCACCAAGUACCCUCUCCUCUUGGACAACAUUGCCAAGUACACAGAGUGGCCAACAGAAAGGGAGAAGGUGAAGAAAGCAGCUGAUCACUGUCGUCAGAUCUUAAAUUAUGUAAAUCAGGCUGUCAAGGAAGCAGAAAACAAGCAGCAUUUAGAGGAUUAUCAGCGCCGCCUUGACACCUCCAACCUGAAGCUGUCCGAGUACCCAGACGUGGAAGAGCUCAGGAAUUUGGAUUUAACAAAAAGGAAGAUGAUUCAUGAAGGACCAUUGGUUUGGAAGGUGAAUAGAGAUAAAACUAUUGAUCUGUAUACAUUGCUGCUGGAAGACAUCCUUGUGUUGCUACAAAAGCAGGAUGAUAGGCUGGUGUUACGGUGUCACAGUAAGAUUCUGGCAUCCACAGCUGAUAGCAAGCACACAUUUAGCCCUGUCAUUAAGCUGAAUACAGUGCUGGUUCGACAAGUGGCCACAGAUAACAAAGCUUUUUUUGUCAUCUCCAUGUCAGACAAUGGAGCCCAAAUCUAUGAGCUGGUGGCACAGACAGUUUCGGAAAAGACUGUCUGGCAGGACCUAAUCUGUCGGAUGGCCGCGUCGGUGAAGGAGCCGUCCACAAAGCCAAUCCCAUUACCACAGUCACCACCUUGCGAAGGAGACAAUGACGACGGUGAGCCUCCCAAAUUGAAGGCGGAGCCUCAUGGCGUUUCAGUCGCUGGCCUGCAGAGUCCAGACAGAGAUUUGGGAUUAGAGCCUCCCUUACUAUCAUCAAAACCUCAGUCUCAUCCACUGGGCACUUCUGGGAAAGCAGAGGCAGACGAGUUCUCUGUGGCUGAGAGGCGGUUUGCACAGGCGCAGCACGCAGAGCGAGCUGUCAAGGAAGCAGGAGUCAAUGACCAAAUCACAACCCCAGACCCAUACGUGCCUGUCUCGGAAGAGCGGUGGGCGUUGGACGCACUGAGGAACUUGGGCUUGUUGAAGCAGCUGCUGGCACAGAAGCUGAGUCUGGCUGAGAAGAGCACUCAGGAAGAUUGGCCACAUUUUUCAAGAUGCAGGACGGCCUUCCCAGGGGUGCAGGCAGACAGUGGAACCCAGAACUUUGAAAUUAUGAAGUCCUGUCCUGGUCAAAGACAGAUGCCCUUGAGAGCUGGAGCAGGUGGCCUUUCAACGUGCAGCAGUCCACGGGCCUCAGCGGACUCUCCUGCUCCACGGGACCCCGUGGUCCCGGCAUUGCAGGAGGGCCAGGCAGGUAGUGUUGCGGUGACGGGCCGCACACCUGUUCCCCUGGAGGCUCCUCCUGCAGAGCCGGAAGGCGGUCUUGAUGAGAGUGGGGAGCACUUUUUUGAUGCCCAUGAAGUACACAAUGAUGAUAAUCCAUCGGAGGGUGAGGGAGCAGUUAAACAGGAAGAGAAGGACGUUAACGUACACAUCUCAGGAAACUAUUUGAUCCUCGAUGGCUAUGAAGCCGUGCAGGAGAGCUCCACCGAUGAGGAGGGCGCUGCCUGGCUCCCCCCGCAGCCCAGGACGGGCCUCCCCGCCGUGGACCCUGCCCAGCAGCAGCGGCCCUCUUCCCAGAAGGCUCUUUCCGACGGGGCCGUGUCACCAUUCACCCCAGAGCCCUUGGCCCCGCAGCGCUGGGGAGCCCUGGAGGGGGCCUGCUUUGAGAUCCAGAGUCCCUCCGCGUGCACAGACUCCCAGAGCCAGGUCCUGGAGUGCAUCCGCAAGAUCGAGUCUGCCCUUGAGCAUUUAAAGAAGGUGGAGGAAAGUUAUACCAUUCUUUGCCAAAGGCUGGCUGGGUCAGCCCUCACAGACAAACACUCAGAUAAAAGCUAGAGCUGCACGUCCUGGAGGUGGUUGGAGUUUGAGCAUCGGCACAUCCUGGCCCCGGUGUGGAGGGAGAGAGAGUGACAGAGGGUCUGCCUGGGAAGCUUCGGCACUGGCCUGUUCAAGCCCAGAGCAGGACUGUCCUUCCCAGUUGGCAGCUGCCCUGCUGUCCGCGAGGGAACCUCCGCUCCGCACUCUGCACGCCUCACGACCAGAAACUCAUUUUGAUUCAGAACAAAAACCAAAUGCAGAGAGCUCUGGGUGUCGGGUAUGAAAUUUUAUUUAGACCUAAGAAAAUGAGAAAAUCAGAUGUAUUUAUUUGACUUCAUUCCACAUUUGAAAGCACAUUUUAAUUUCUAUCUUGCUGUGUUUUAAUUAUGUAGUGAGACUUUUGUCCCUUUAUAUUUAGUUCACCAAAGACCAGUGGCUCCUGAAGCAGAGAGCUCAGGAGGGGUGGCAGGAGGUUGGGUGGAAAGAGAGCAGCCGGGGGAGGAGCACCCAGCCUUCCACUGUGUCUAGCCUCUGCUGCCCAGUGGCUGCUCCCACCUAACCUCAAGGCAGAGCCGGGCCUGUGCUCCUGUGCUCCCCAGGGGGGCAGAGCGCAGGGCCCCCUCCCCUCCGAGGCCAGCACUGCGCUCCCGCUGGGAUAACUGAACCAGAGCCUCCUGUGCUACAAGCAGCCACUGGGAAUGGGUGUGUUUUCUUCUGUGGUUUUCUUUUCCAUUGAGGGUUGGGAUUUGGGCGGGAAAGGAAAGCAAAUUUUAUUUUCUUGACUAUAAAUUUGUUUUUCUUAAUAUUGCUUCAUCUUUAUAAUUAUACAUUGGACUACAGCACGUGUGUACAGUUGUUCCUGCAGAUGAGCAGGAAGUAAAAGCAAAAACAAGUGGAGGUGCCUCAGAUGGCAGGGGUGGGGUUCCGAGGAGGGCGGGAUGGCAGCAGCCGAAGGAGUUUGGGAAGGUCUGCAACUGAGUCACUCCUGAGUUGAAGUGGCUGCCACUCGGCACAGGUACUGCUGCUCCUGUGGUCAGUAACAUUUUCGUACCUGGAGGUUUGACUCUGAUGUUUGCACGGAUGGUGCCAAAGGGCUCAAGUAAAAAGGAGAGCCAAGAGUGAGUGGAGAAAGGGUGGAGAAGGCAGAGCUGCCUGGACCAGCUCCCUGCUGGCGCUUCUCCCUGCUGGUGCCUGCCUGCCUGCCUCACAGACGCACUGGACCUGCCGGCGAGUGGGGGAACGCCUGCCCCAGGAUGGCCAGCCGUGUUGGCAGCACCCCACAGAGGACAGAGGUCAGAGUAGUGGCUCGAGAGCACCUUCAGUUAUAUUGUUUUCUGUGAUUUUCUUUGUGCAUCAGGUAUAUAUGUUUUGGAGUAGUUUUGCCAACUAAAAGGAAAUCGUUUGUCAAAUCUUAAAAUUGUGUUAAUAUGCAAGGAGUUCACCCACUGCUCUCGUCCUUCAGCAGUGCCCUCUGACACUGGAGGGUCCGGCUGUGAUCUUCUUCCCUGCUGUCUAGUUACACACACACACUCACACACAUACUCAUCACACACACACUCAUUGCACACACUCACACACACUCAAACACACACACACUCUCUCACACACACACUCAAACACACACACACACACACACACACACACACACACACAAACUCAUCAUGCACAGGAGGUUUCCCAGCUACUGUCAUAAACAGCAUGACAGCUUACAGCACGUUCAUCGAUGUCCAGGUUCCUGUGUCUGCCUUUUCAAAACUGACCUCUGUUUUUAGUAAACUGAACAGCUUGUAUUGCUGUACCCUCGUUUAUAAAUUAUAAUUAUAUUUUGGGUCGUAGACCAAGUAUAAAUUAAAUUAGAGUGGGAUUUAAAUUUUAGGAGCAGAAGCUAAUAUAUAAGUGGAACUUGAACCUUCUGAUCUCUUAAAAGAAGCAGGUAGCAACUAGAUGGUCACAUGGUGCUGCUGGGAAUAAUGCGCUCACUCAGCUAGGGGUUCCCCUCUGGCCGUGGCCCUCAGACCAUCAGUGGGCAGGGCAUCCGGAGAAAGGCACUGAGAGAGCUCGCAUCCCACCUGCAGGCCUGCGGGACCUGCAGCGUCCCUGGCGCUCACCGGAGGCGCUGGCUAGGUCAGCAGAUUAGCAGCAUCGUGGUUUCUCCUCUAGCUCAGCCAAUACCUUGUCCUUGGCAACUGUUUGCUUUUCUUUUCCGGCAGUUUAACCUCUCCUUGGAACAGUAACAGGGCUGACUGGGACAAUACUGUGACCACAGCUCUAGUACUGCCAGAUCCAUGUGUGUCUAGAUUGUCAAACACAGCCCCAAAC
This is a messenger RNA of Myotis brandtii (Brandt's bat), 6988 nucleotides long. It is a transcript of the gene ARHGEF12, whose product is annotated as Rho guanine nucleotide exchange factor (GEF) 12. The record is from RefSeq and is a predicted model, not a curated record. Lineage: Eukaryota; Metazoa; Chordata; Mammalia; Chiroptera; Vespertilionidae. Gene Ontology annotation, biological process: G protein-coupled receptor signaling pathway; Rho protein signal transduction. Gene Ontology annotation, molecular function: GTPase activator activity; guanyl-nucleotide exchange factor activity; G protein-coupled receptor binding. The coding region runs from base 365 to 4687 and encodes 1440 amino acids. Gene Ontology annotation, cellular component: cytoplasm. The transcript has 41 exons.